GAACGAGGUUUUGGUAUCUAAUUAUAGUUAACUGGUUCUGUUGUAUAAUUUGGGUUUUUUUACGACUUAUUGUUAUCCGGACUAGACAUGCGCACGAUUUAAGCUUGAACCACGUGCGAAAACAAAACAAGUUUAUCGUCAUCUGUGAAAUAUGGGCUUUCCUGGUGGUGGAAGAGGGGGAGGUCGAGGAGGAGGUUUCCGUGGUGGAGGGGGAGGAGGUGGCUACCGUGGUGGUGGCGACAGAGGAGGAGGCUUUCGAGGAAGAGGAGGCGGGGGAGGCUUCAGGGGUAGAGGAGGUCGAGGUGGACGUGGUGGUGGGGGUGGGGGCUGGCAAGAUUAUGGCCCUCCUGAAGAGGUCAUGGAAAUGGGUCUGUUCACCCACCCCUGUGAAGAUGAUCUUGUGUGCAGGGCAACCAAUGAGAAGAUCCCCUACUUCAACGCUCCAAUCUACUUGGAAAAUAAGCAACAAGUUGGAAAAGUUGAUGAAAUAUUUGGUUCCAUUAAGGACUUUUAUUUUUCUGUCAAACUGUCCCCUGAUAUGAAGGCAAGCUCAUUUUCAAAAGCAACUAAGAUGUUCAUAGAUCCAGCCAAAUUGCUUCCUCUCCAGCGCUUCCUGCCCCGGGCAGCAGGGCAGAGAGGGGCGGGGAAAGACCGUGGGGGUAGAGGAGGGCGAGGUGGUCGAGGUGGAGGUUUUCGUGGUGGUCGAGGCUUCGGAGGACGAGGCGGGGGAGGACGUGGGGGUGGGGGCUUCAGAGGGGGUGGUGGCUUUAGGGGUCGGGGUGGGGGUGGAUUUAGGGGAGGAAGAGGUGGGGGAUUUAACAACAGAUAAAUAUUUUAAUUUGAUGUUGGAUAUGAUUGAUUUGGAGGCAUAUAUUUGGGAAUGCUCGUGUUUGAAGAGAAACUUUGGAGGCAGAUAUUUGGGAAAGCUCGUGUUUGAAGAGAUGAACCGCUCUUGUGUGACAUGUCUUUGUUGUGGACAGUGAUGUUGACAUGACAUGGUCAGUGAUGUUGACAUGACAUGGUCAGAUGGGUAAUGGUAUGACAGAUGUUCACAGAGGUUUAUCAACUGGUGCACAGAUUUGCAUUGUUUUCUAUGGUUUACUGGUAAACAAUGCAAUAUUUUGGCUUGUGACCAUGUGUUAAAUGAAAACUCAAAUUAAGACAUAAAGCUACCUGGAACUAGGAUAUUGCACCUAUCCUUUAAUAGACCUGUGUGUAACUUCCCAUUCAUGUCGGCAUACAUUACCAUUUUCAUAUGUGGCAUUUAUGUGUAAUGUACAAGCCAUCAUCAAGUCUUGUUUCUGUAUAUUUUCACAUGUAUUGAGGGACCCAUACUUUUUAAAUUGUUUUCCGUACUGGUUUGAUGUCUCUUGAAUCAAUAGUCGAUACAGAUUCAACAGCAUCACUGUCAAUGGAAACCUAGAAAGGAUCUUCUAAGCAAUGGCUGAUAUUUCAGUAGACAUAAACUACUGGUUUAUCAACAGGAAUUUAAUAGAUUUGAUGAGCCCAUUUUCUUUGUUAGGGAUGAUAAACACCAUCAGAAUAUGGAUACUUUUAAUUUUAUUUACUAAACUGUUUAGUGAAUCCUUGUUAUUAAAGUGUUGAAGAUUCUGAAGUGAAUUUUAUCAAGUAAACUAUUGAUACGUCA
This is a messenger RNA of Haliotis rufescens (red abalone), 1648 nucleotides long. RefSeq names its product H/ACA ribonucleoprotein complex subunit 1-like. Gene Ontology annotation, cellular component: box H/ACA snoRNP complex. Gene Ontology annotation, biological process: ribosome biogenesis; snoRNA guided rRNA pseudouridine synthesis. Gene Ontology annotation, molecular function: box H/ACA snoRNA binding. Lineage: Eukaryota; Metazoa; Mollusca; Gastropoda; Lepetellida; Haliotidae. The transcript has 7 exons. Bases 152 to 829 code for a protein of 225 amino acids. The record is from RefSeq and is a predicted model, not a curated record.